UUUUUUUUUACACUUUCACAGGAAAGCAGACUUUGUUCUCCAUUACAAUGAGGAUUCUCACUUAUAUUUGGAUGUAUCGUAGACUCUUAUUGAUUAUUUUAACUCCACUGUGUUUGCUGCCUGUACCUCUAAUUAUACAAACAAAAGAAGCAGAAUGUGCAUACGUUUUGUUCGUAGUUGCUAUUUUCUGGCUUUCAGAAGCUUUGCCUCUUUCUGUGACAGCUUUUAUACCCGCUUUGAUGUUUCCAUUGUUUGGCAUUCUACCAUCUAAAACAAUCGCAUCUACAUAUUUCAAAGAUUUCCAUCUAUUGUUGACCGGUGUUAUUUGUUUGGCAACCUCAAUAGAAAAAUGGAAUUUGCACAAAAGGAUUGCUCUAAAGAUGGUCAUGUUAGUUGGGGUGAAUCCAGGAUGGCUUAUGCUGGGAUUCAUGUUCAGUACAGCCUUUCUGUCCAUGUGGCUUAGCAACACCUCCACUGCUGCCAUGGUGAUGCCAAUAGUGGAAGCGGUAGCACAGCAAAUCAUUAAUGCAGAAGCAGAAGUGGAUGCCAUGCAACUCAGUUCAUCGGGUGGCAUUAACAAUGAAGCAUUAGAACUCGAUGAACACAGCGCUGAAACUGAUACAAAUUAUGUUUCCGAGAAAUCCGUCAAUGGAUACAGUAAUGGAGCUGUGACUGUAUGGGACACUGAAAAAGAUGUGACAAUGGAAGAAGAAUUUCCAAGUGAGGUCAACAAUCAAAUUGAGAAAAAAGAGAUUGAAGAGGAACCACCAGCAUCAACAGAAAACAGAUAUAGAAAUAAAAAGGAUCACAUGAUGUGCAAGACAAUGUGUCUGUGCAUUGCAUAUUCAUCUACAAUAGGAGGACUGACCACCAUUACUGGGACUUCAACCAACCUGAUUUUUGCCGAGCAGUUUCAAACGAGGUACCCAAAGAGCACAGAAAUAAAUUUUGGAACCUGGUUCUUGCUGUGCAUCCCAAUCAGCGUCAUUCUUCUCAUUUUGUCAUGGAUCUGGCUGCAAUGGCUUUUCCUUGGAUUCAAUUUUCAAGAAAUGUUUAAAUGCGGCAAAGUAAAGACACCACGUGAAAUAGCUUCAGCAAAAGUGAUUAAAGAUGAAUACAAAAGACUUGGUCCUAUUAGCUAUCAAGAAAUAAUGACCCUGAUUCUGUUUGUUCUAAUGGCCUUGUUGUGGUUUACAAGAGACCCUGGUUUUAUUCCUGGAUGGUCCGCUCUCUUUCCUGAAUACAGCGGAUAUGCUACUGAUUCUACAGCCGCCUUGCUUUUGGGUCUUCUUUUCUUUAUCAUCCCAGCAUAUCCCUGGAAGAAGGCGAGUGCAGGAAAAAUCAAUAAUUUUGACUAUGUACCAUUAAUUACAUGGAAGGAAUUUCAAGCCUGUAUGCCCUGGGACAUAGCUAUUCUUGUUGGUGGUGGAUUUGCCUUGGCAGAAGGCUGUGAGGAUUCAGGACUCUCUUUAUGGAUUGGUAGUAAGAUGACACCACUAGGUUCUCUUCCAAUAUGGCUUGUCAUUCUAAUCUCAUGCUUAAUAGUGACAUCAGUAACAGAAGUUGCCAGCAAUCCAGCUACCAUCACAAUAUUCUUGCCAAUAUUGGCACCGCUGGCCGAAGCCAUAAAAGUAAACCCUCUCUAUAUACUCAUCCCUACAACAUUGUGCACCUCGUUUGCAUUUCUUCUCCCUGUAGCAAAUCCACCAAACGCUAUUGUGUUUUCAUAUGGUCAUCUACAAGUUAUGGACAUGGUAAAAGCUGGUUUGGGCAUCAACAUCCUAGGAGUUCUUGUGGUGAUGCUUGCAAUAUCAACAUGGGCAAUUCCAAUGUUCAAUCUUCAAACCUUCCCUUCAUGGGCAACUUCAAACAUCACGGCGCCUUAAGACAGACUCAACAACUAUCACCACAUAACUACCUAACAAUUUAUAGCAAUUCUGUUAAGUUUCAUAACAAUAUUAGAUAAACCAGUGAACAAUAUUUCAUUUGUAAAAAUCGCUAAGUGCCAGCUUUAAACAAAAAAAAAACAACAGAAAAACGUUUAAGUAAAUUUGCUUUUGUUCGAUGAUAUUUAGUGUGUGGCAUGCAGAUAACAUAUGCUGCGAACAGAUCAUCCCAAGCAACCAGGAGAGCUGCAUCUUCGAGGAACGGGUGGUUGGCAGGAUGAUGACACAGGUCUCAGGACAUGUACUGUUCAUCUACAGUUCUCCUGUUGCUCAGGGCAAAUAUUUAUAUGGUUAUGCAACUGAUGAUGCACCUAUGAUAAUUAUUUAUUUCAAUAUUUUAUUUCUUUGCUUUGUCUUAUCCAUAUACUUACUUAACUGCAUGUGAGUGUUCUGAUGGUCUAGCGCAGAACAGGGAGAACUGGGCUUUGUCAGCAUAUCUCUGUCUUCCAUGAUUUCAGCCAAUUCACUUCAUACUUAAAGUGUUAGGGGAGUCUUAACUUUACUUUAUUGCCUGGCUAGAAGUGGUGUUUGAUGUGCAGGGGUUUAUUGCUUUCCAUAACAACACCAAGUGAGUCUAUAGAUAUUGUUAACUCCAUGUUUUCUCUCGUGUUGCAUAUUAAUUACUAUUUAUAGUAUAUUCCGUUAUGUACUUCUAAUAAUGUAUUUCAGACCCUAAAAAAGAGCC
This is a messenger RNA of Spea bombifrons (plains spadefoot toad), 2631 nucleotides long. It is a transcript of the gene SLC13A1, whose product is annotated as solute carrier family 13 member 1. Bases 48 to 1886 code for a protein of 612 amino acids. The transcript has 16 exons. The record is from RefSeq and is a predicted model, not a curated record. Gene Ontology annotation, cellular component: membrane. Gene Ontology annotation, biological process: monoatomic anion transmembrane transport. Lineage: Eukaryota; Metazoa; Chordata; Amphibia; Anura; Pelobatidae. Gene Ontology annotation, molecular function: sodium:sulfate symporter activity.